This is a messenger RNA of Megachile rotundata (alfalfa leafcutting bee), 4214 nucleotides long. RefSeq names its product CDC like kinase darkener of apricot (gene Doa). The record is from RefSeq and is a predicted model, not a curated record. Gene Ontology annotation, cellular component: nucleus. Lineage: Eukaryota; Metazoa; Arthropoda; Insecta; Hymenoptera; Megachilidae. Gene Ontology annotation, biological process: regulation of RNA splicing; protein phosphorylation. Gene Ontology annotation, molecular function: protein serine/threonine kinase activity; ATP binding.
GUUAUUCGACAUAAUUUAAUGAUUCGACUUGGACAUAAUUCAGUGAUAUGAACACUUGGAUGUAGUUCAGUAAAAUACUUGGAUAUAAUUCAAUAAUAUUGAAUUUAUAUAGUACAGUUAUUUGUUAGUUUUCUUCGGUCGUUUGUUGUUUCAUAUAUACUGUGAUCAUUUUUGUUUAUAAUCUUGAAGACACACGUGGACUCAACUCUUUAUAUGAUGUAAUAUAAGUAACAAUAUUGUUAUAUAGAUCAAAUAGUUCAUUCUUAGCGUUUAUAUGUUAAUCGAAUAAGUUCUAUGAACUUUCUAUAGUUAAUUUAUUGUAGUGUUAUAGAAAAGCUACCAACUACAAAGAGUUGAUCUAUUAUUACAUCAUGAGUGUACUGACUAGCUAGAUUAACCUAAUUGCAAGUUUCAAUGGAUGUUUAUAGAUAAAAUAUGAACACCUUUCUUAAAAAACAGAAAACUUGUGUUAGGCUCUAAGAUACUGAUACGGAGAUAAUAUAUGAGAUUAGUAAUUGGUAUAAUAAAAGUUUGAAGAUAACUCAGUAUAUCACAGAAAAAUGAGCAACUGUACUCUAAAUAUUCUUAAGAAGUAAGAUGGAGGUCAAAAUUGAUGAAGCGACGAUAAGAUAAGAUCAGGUCAUCCAGUCGAGUAUCUAAAGAACAAAUUAGUGACUUGUAAAGGGUUAGAGCGUGUCAAACUUCAUCAUUCCGAAUAAGCGAGGGACAAAUUUACGUAAUACUCGGUUCUCCUUCUUUCUUCAUCUUCCCUUUUCAUUCGAUACCGCUCUCUCCCUCCCGAAUCGUCCUGCGUUUCUCUAUCCCUCUGUCGCCUCCUGCUUUUCAUCGGUCGAGAAGUGUUCGUUUCUAGAAAGAGAGAGACAGAGAAAGAGAAUCGUGUUCCGUUGGUCGGAGCGCAGAGCUCACCACCGCUGCUCGGUAUUUUUAGUGCGACGAGAGUAUUUGGCGGGGCGCACCGAUUCGCCUCCUCGUCUUCGUGAACGGUCCACGUCGGCCGUCGUCUUCGUGACCGCCGUUGUGGUCGUAGUUUAGUGCCUUCGUUGGCGUCCCUCGGAUUGCGUGAUCGACAUGUUCGCACCUCCGUAGUGCGGUGAUGCACCUGCGGCCAGGAGUCGUGUGCGUUUGUCACUGGCUGGUUGACGAUCGUUGACGGAUACUAGAAUCGUCGUGUGACCGUGUUGUGUGCGCGUUGCGAACCGACGAAUCUUGGAUGCGUCACGUUCAGGACACUCGACAAGGUCUAGCGGAACGACCUUGAGGCCUAACCGACUCGAAGAGAACGACCUAACUCGCACCGUCGCGAAAUCAAGAAAAUAAACAAGGAUCACGAGAAAGCGAAUCGCGUAAUCGACUCUCCUCCUCGGGGUGUGCUCGCCUCGCCGAAUUCGAGGUCGCGUGGGCGACUUUCGACUUCUCAAUGUUCAUCUUCGCGCCACGUGACAAUAUGUCGACGUCUCGUCAGGGAUCGACGAGCCGGCGAAAUCGAUAUGCGCGAUCCUCGACUACCACCAGCGUCACACAGAUGCUCAGCGACUCGUGCUCGAGUCUCCUGCAGCGACUGACCACCAAGGUACGGGGUACGUCCACGCUGAACGACAACGUUGGUUCCAGCAUCAACCUGGCCAACACCAAGUCUCGGAUAGAGGACAAGUACUCAACAAUCCUAGACAAGUACUCCAGGAAGAAACGUCACGAACGCGCCGAGCACCCGUCUACGGACUACAGACGCACUCGUGAGCGGGACCACAGCUACUUCCGGCGGGAAGACAGCCCGUUCGUGCGUGACGAGAAGACUCUGGAGCCCUCGAUGACUCGCACGGUGGUCAAGAGUCCCACCAGCGUGUUGCUGUCCGAGAAAGCGUACCCCUACGUUAAGUCCUCUGCCGUGAAGGACUUCAAGCGCGAGAAGACACCCGGCUAUCAUCGGACCGACAGACACGGCCUUGCGAACUCCGAGACCUAUCGCAGGUACGGCAGACACAAGUCUGGCCAUGCGGAAACUCGUACUCGGAAGGUUAGACCGUACAGAAACGGCAAGAGCGAGCAACUGGAGAGCUCGUCGACGGCGCUGAGACUUGCACGACCCAUGAAGCUAACCACCAAAGAGACGAACGACGAUGUCGACCCUGAUAAGACGCCGACCGGUAGCGUGAUCAGGGAUACCAACGUGGUACAGAAUGCUGACUCGGAGGACUCUGAUCCCGCGAUCUCGGAGAGGGCCGCGAAACGGAAGGAGAUACAGAGUCUGAUCCUGAAGUACGCCGCCAUGGAGGAGACGUACAGUCAGCUGGCCGCCGGUGGCCAGGUGAAGAUGCGGCCCAGCACCACGGACAUUAUCGCCAGCAAGUAUAGGAAAGGCAGCCAGCAAGGCGAGCGUAAAGACGCGUCGAAGAACGCGCCGAGUGUCGUUAACAACUCGGACACGAUCCACCACGCGAUUAGCCCACGACCGCCCUCCGUCGAGGACGACGAAGACGGCCACCUUGUUUACCAAUCCGGCGACAUCCUGGCAAAUAGAUAUAAAGUACUGGCCACCCUAGGAGAGGGUACUUUUGGAAAAGUUGUCAAGGUUAAGGACUUGCAAAUGGAUCACGUGAUGGCUCUGAAAAUCAUCAAGAACGUAGAAAAGUAUAGGGAAGCAGCGAAGCUCGAAAUAAACGCCUUAGAGAAAAUUGCGACCAAGGAUCCGGAAGGCCAACACUUGUGCGUGAAGAUGCUCGACUGGUUCAAUUAUCACGGGCACAUGUGCAUCGCCUUCGAAAUGCUAGGCCUUAGCGUGUUUGAUUUCUUGAGAGAUAACAACUACCAACCUUAUCCACUGGAACACGUGAGGCACAUUGGGUAUCAGUUGUGUUACGCCGUCAAAUUCCUACACGACAACAAACUCACGCACACAGAUCUGAAACCCGAAAAUAUAUUAUUCGUAGAUUCCGAUUACGAGAGCAUAUAUAACAACAAAAAGCGAAAGGAUAUUAGGCGCGUGAAACGAACGGACAUAAGGCUGAUCGAUUUCGGCAGUGCCACGUUCGACCACGAGCAUCACAGUACGAUCGUUAGCACAAGACAUUACAGGGCACCCGAAGUAAUUUUAGAAUUAGGAUGGUCACAGCCUUGUGACGUGUGGUCGAUUGGCUGCAUCCUCUUCGAACUGUACCUGGGUAUUACUCUGUUUCAAACACACGACAACCGCGAGCACUUAGCAAUGAUGGAGCGUAUACUUGGCACGAUUCCACAUCGUAUGGCUCGCAAGACUAAGACUAAGUAUUUCUAUCACGGGAAAUUGGACUGGGAUGAAAAGAGUUCGGCCGGCCGAUACGUGCGUGACAAUUGUAAACCUUUACACCGUUGUAUGUUAUCGGACGAUGAGGAGCAUCGGCAGUUAUUCGACCUCAUUCAGAAAAUGUUAGAAUACGAACCUUCUCAGAGGAUAGUACUAAAGGACGCAUUGGCACAUCCCUUCUUCGACGCGUUACCAGCACAUCAAAGAUUGCCGGACCUACGUGCAGCUGGUGAUUCUCAACAAUCUCACGAACGAUCGCAUUCUCUUUCUCGAUGAAGCUAGGAAAGGGACCGACUUCCAUACUGGACAGACACUCCACUAUCAACGACACUACUGCCCUACGUAACGAUUCUGAUAUCCUUGAGCCUCACAAGACUGCGUCUUUUGCGUGGUAACAAAAUUCGAUGACGUCGACGCGAAUUAUAACGAGAUAAAAUUGAAGUGAAACGAUUGAAAUAAAGAGGCUCGAAAUUUUUAGUAGGAAAUGUUAAUUAAAUCGAAUGACAACGACACCGGUGAUGUCGAUUAAAUCGCAAGUAAUCGUAUUGUUUAUCGAUAAACGUAAAAUAAAGAAUGAAAAAAGCAGUAGUGCAAUGGUGCUGUGGAACUUGGACUUAACAAAAUAUGUCGUGGCGGAUGAUACCUACAUCUCCGAAUCAGGAUACAAGAGAAAUCAUCGACACUCUCGUCUCGUCGUUUAAAGACGACGAAAUUGGUAGACGGCCAAACUAUACUUGACAUAGUCCUUGUUACUGGCAUGCAAAACGUGCCAGUGUGUCUGCUCAGUGUAGCGUAACAGAGUCCCAUCAUUGUAAACAUUUUCUAAACGCUCUUCUGUACAUUUUAUCCUUUUAAUUUUAUUACGAUGUUAUCAUGCAACAAAGUUUGGAGUAAAGGAAGAGGUCGCAGUUUA